GACAGUUGAGGAUGGCCGGAGCCGAGAGCGCCGCGGGGCGGCAGUCGGAGCUGGAACCUGUGGUGUCGUUGGUUGACGUGCUGGAGGAGGACGAGGAGCUGGAGAAUGAGGCGUGCGCUGUGCUGGGCGGCAGCGACUCCGAGAAGUGCUCCUAUUCGCAGGGCUCAGUGAAGAGACAAGCGCUCUACGCCUGCAGUACCUGCACUCCGGAGGGAGAGGAACCAGCAGGCAUUUGUCUGGCGUGCAGUUACGAGUGCCACGGAAGUCACAAACUGUUUGAGCUAUAUACAAAAAGGAAUUUUCGUUGUGAUUGUGGAAACAGCAAGUUCAAAACCUUGGAAUGCAAAUUAUUUCCUGAUAAAGCAAAGGCAAAUUCAGGCAAUAAGUACAAUGACAACUUUUUUGGAUUGUAUUGCAUUUGCAAGAGACCUUAUCCUGAUCCUGAAGAUGAGAUUCCAGAUGAGAUGAUCCAGUGUGUGGUCUGUGAAGACUGGUUCCAUGGAAGGCACCUUGGCGCUGCGCCCCCUGAGAGUGGGGAUUUCCAGGAGAUGGUGUGCCAGACUUGCAUGAGGCGCUGCUCCUUCCUGUGGGCGUACGCUGCGCAGCUGGCAGUCACUAAGCCGUCUGCUGAGGAGGAUGGCUUGGUGCCGAGUGUUGACGGCAAAGGUGAUCAGGAAGGUGCUAAAAGGGAAAAUGGAGAUCAUCAGGCUGGCCCUCUCAGAGAGGACACCCCCGCACGUGGGAAUGCUGCUGCCACAGACGGGAAAGAGCAGACUAACGAGCCGGGCACCAGCUCCAGCUCCGAGGCUGGUCUCCAGGCAGCGUCUAAGAAGCAGAGUCUCCAGGGAGACUCCCAGUUCAGCUGCAAAUUUGAGGAACUUAAAGCGAAACCAUUUCUGAAGAAAGACACUGCCACCUAUUGGCCCCUGAACUGGCGGAGCAAGUUAUGCACCUGCAAAGGCUGCAUGAAAAUGUACGCAGACCUUGAUGUCCUGUUCCUGACCGACGAGUCUGACACCGUGUUGGCUUAUGAAAACAAAGGCAAGGUUGAGCAGGCCUCUGAGCGACGGGACCCUCUAAUGGACACCCUGAACAGCAUGAAUCGAGUCCAACAAGUGGAGCUGAUCUGUGAGUACAACGACUUGAAGACUGAACUUAAAGACUAUCUGAAGAGAUUUGCUGACGAAGGCACGGUUGUUAAGAGAGAAGACAUCCAGCAGUUCUUUGAAGAGUUUCAGUCGAAGAAGAGGCGGCGGGUGGACGGCAUGCAGUAUUAUUGCAGCUAGAACGCCAGGGCGGAGCCUUCUCUCUCGGGCCAACAAAAGUGUCACUUGGGGUUCCAGGAAUAAAAGUGGCAUCUUUCACGAUUGGUCCGCUUUCCAGCCUCCUCUCCUCCAGACCUUGGCUUCCUCCCUCCCUCCCUCCCUCCCUCCAGCUGCAGUAGCCACCAAGCGUGUGCUGUUCUCACAGCUGCUUCAGGACGCAGUGUGGCGCAGCCCGUGCCACAGAUGCCUCCCCACCUGUCAGCCCCACAGUGGGUGGUUUUCAGUUUUCAGAAGUUGGGUUUGGCUUUGGGAAAGGAAAUGUCUCUCAUUAGGAAUGAUUUCACUCCCUCCAUGUCUGCUCUGCCCCAGGGGCGGCUGUUGGGCAUCUCUGAAGGGUCUCUUCCCGCUGUGAGUGUGGGUCCCUUGCCUGUGAUCAUGGUGCCUUGGCCCAGAGCUGCCUCCACUCACCCACACCCUGCUGUUUGAAGGCUGUGGCGGGUAUGCAAGGGACCUCAGAGCGGCUUCUUCAGGACCCUUGGGCGGCCAAGACAAAUGGUUUGUUUUGCCUGUCUAUCUGUCUGUCUCAGGCAAGGCGAUUGGAUAAUGUCAGAGUCAAGGAAGCAACUUCUGUUAGUAAUUUCAUGCAUAAUUUAAUCCCACUGACACUAGGACAUUCGAGUGUUGGGACUGUCAUGCUUACAGCCAUCCUGGAAAGCCUAUAGGAAGGACCCAGCCCUUGUCCUGUUCCUCGAAGACCCACCCACUGGCUCAAGCCCCACCCCUGUGAAUCUUGCUGGUUUACAAAUCUCUCUGGGUUUCUGUAUAUCAUCAGGGAUAUUCGUAAGCAUAUAGUAUAAUGGACCUAUUUUGAUAUUAAGAAAAUGUUACUCAAACCCAAAUUACUCCUCCCUCCCCCUUAAAUCUGUGCUGAAGCAGAAAGAACACUUGGCAGACAGCAGGGGGUCACUGUCCUGUCUUGGCGAGGGCCCCCAGAAGGCCGUGGGCUUUUCAGUAUGGGGACCUGACCACCCACCGCUGGCUCCCUUGGGUCUGUGAGCGCUUCCGUGAAGCCCCUCGUGGAGUGUUGUAGAAAGCCCCCACUUGAAGGGAAGCCCUUCCUCUUGGAUCUCUUGCAGGGCCCUUAGUCUGUGUGGGAAACACAGCUGCCUCUUCCCAAGGAAGGGGUUCCCAGAAGCACUCGAGGCCCUGGGCCACACGUGUAUUUUAAUAUUCCUCUGUGUGAGCUGGCUUGUCAGACACGAGUGCCCAUGACCCCUGGCAGAAAUGAACUAGGUCUACAGGCCAGGGCCUUGAACAGCACCCGGGACACCGCUGGCUUGUGUGAAGACUCCCGAGGCUGGGUCCUUGCGGCUGUGGGCGGGCAGGGAUCCUGGCCAUGGAGCAAUGUCAUACCCUGGGCUGGCUGGGAGAGGACAGGUGGCUGACAUCCAUGCCACACCAACCUUUUUUCCAAGUCUGGGUUUUUGUGCCCCUACAAGGUUGCACUAUUUGCAUACCACUGUGGCCUGUAAGUUUUCACCUCAACUGUCGAGCUUAACUAUCAGAAGGUUUCCUUAAUUCCCCUGACAAGGCAGGGCCGAGUCUUGUAGGCACCCACCCAGGGCUGAAGAGCUGGUUUUAGGACAGGUAACUUCCUUCCCGGACAUUAACCAGAAAUGCUUUUUUUUUAAACUUGUUCAGAACUAGUUUCUUAGCGACUUUAUGGGCCCAUCUCUUCUGGUUGAGACUGGUUUGGGUCAAGGUGUGGUGGUUUAUGUUAAUGCAUGGUUUAUGCAAAGCAAGACUACACUGGUUGCUUUGAAGGAAUUCUGGCACUAUAUGUGCAUUUUUGUAGACUUGUUAAAAUGACUUAUAAUGACACUUAACUAUAAUCACAUUUCUGUGAAAAUUUAAAUAAAAUGAAUUCAAAAUG
Messenger RNA from Echinops telfairi (small Madagascar hedgehog), 3198 nucleotides. It is a transcript of the gene UBR7, whose product is annotated as ubiquitin protein ligase E3 component n-recognin 7. The transcript is spliced from 11 exons. Gene Ontology annotation, cellular component: cytoplasm. The record is from RefSeq and is a predicted model, not a curated record. Lineage: Eukaryota; Metazoa; Chordata; Mammalia; Afrosoricida; Tenrecidae. Gene Ontology annotation, molecular function: zinc ion binding; ubiquitin protein ligase activity. Bases 12 to 1286 code for a protein of 424 amino acids.